Ceratosolen solmsi marchali is the source of this 513-nucleotide messenger RNA. Its product is annotated as ARL14 effector protein. The record is from RefSeq and is a predicted model, not a curated record. The transcript is spliced from 3 exons. Gene Ontology annotation, cellular component: intracellular membrane-bounded organelle. Lineage: Eukaryota; Metazoa; Arthropoda; Insecta; Hymenoptera; Agaonidae. The coding region runs from base 66 to 452 and encodes 128 amino acids.
AUACAAAUAUAAUUGAUUAUUAACAAUUUGACAAAAACUGUUUUAAAUGAUAAUUAAUCUUUACAAUGGAUAAUUCCAUAAGUGGAACAAAUGGACCGUCUAAAAGAACACGAGGGGCUAGACAGAAAGGAGUCGAUACUGUUACAAAAAAAUUUUUACACAAUUUUGAUCCAGAACAAAGUGAAAGAGAAAAACGGAAAUUGAAUCGUCGCUUACAUCAUGGAAAUAGAAAGACCGUUUUAUAUGAUGAAAAAGGUAUUUAUAUUCCUUCGAGAGAAGAUCUUUGCGAUUGUUUGCAAAAAUCUUGCAUGGGAUGUCACUUUCCUUGUCCAAAAUGCUCUUCCACAAAGUGCGGUCACGAAUGCAGGAAUAAUCGUAAAUGGAUGUAUGAUUCGAUUGAAAAUGAAGGCAGCGAUAAUGUAAUUAAAAACCAGUACAAUACUAAUCAGUGAAUGAAUCAAUGUACAAUAUUGUAAAUUACUUUAAUUGUAUAUUUUUAAGAUAUCACAUUCA